This is a messenger RNA of Pogona vitticeps (central bearded dragon), 758 nucleotides long. Lineage: Eukaryota; Metazoa; Chordata; Lepidosauria; Squamata; Agamidae. The record is from RefSeq and is a predicted model, not a curated record.
CUACAGAAGGAGAAGAUGGCGGCGUCCGUGCGUUUGGCUCAGAAGGUGAGGAAAAAAGUGGCCGGCGCCGUUCCUGUUCGACACUUCAGUACGUCUCUGGUCAGGCCAGUGUCAAAAUUGGUGCAGCCCCCAAUUCAAGUGUAUGGACUAGAAGGCCGGUAUGCCACUGCACUCUAUUCUGCUGCAUCUAAGAAGAAGCAGCUGGAACAGACUGAGAAAGAGCUGGCUCGUGUGUUGGCACUUAUGAAGGACCCUAAAUUAUCUGCUGUUGUCAUGAAUCCUCAUAUAAAAGGUGCAGCAAAGCAAAAGGCUGUGCAAAAUGUUCUGGUUAAAGAGAAACUGUCUCCUAUCACUCUCAAUUUUAUCAAUGUGCUUGCUGAAAAUGGUCGCUUACCCUAUACUCCAGGUGUAGUUUCUUCAUUUGGUAAGAUUAUGAGUGCGCACCGUGGAGAAGUGCUAUGUUCUGUAACUACUGCUCAGCCCUUGGAUGAGGCCAAUCUUACUGAAUUGAAAUCAACUCUGCAUGGCUUUUUAGCUAAAGGAGAAGUAUUGAAACUGGAACUAAAGACUGAUCCAACCAUUUUGGGAGGAAUGAUUGUCAGCAUUGGUGAUAAAUACGUUGAUAUGUCUACCAAAACCAAGAUUCAGAAACUGAGCAAGAUCAUCCAACUGCCUGUUUAAUGGUCAUCUAGAGACAUAACUCCCAUUAAAGUCUCUUUGUCUGUAUUACAAAAAUAAUAAAACCUCUUGUCCUUGUA